This is a messenger RNA of Hydractinia symbiolongicarpus, 1801 nucleotides long. RefSeq lists its product as uncharacterized. NCBI's taxonomy places the organism in Eukaryota, Metazoa, Cnidaria, Hydrozoa, Anthoathecata, Hydractiniidae. The record is from RefSeq and is a predicted model, not a curated record. Bases 1 to 912 code for a protein of 303 amino acids. The transcript has 2 exons.
AUGAAGAUGUUAGCUUUUCUUGCUGGUGAACUCACAAAUUCUUCAUAUUAUUUUACCACAUUUGGUACAGCUAAUCAAGAUAAUGCAGCAAACAUGAACUUUUCAUAUGGCGACCAGUGGAAACCAUUUGAUUAUGAAAAAAGGAUUGAAGAUGUUAAAAAGAUUGAAGUCAAGAAAAAUGAAAUUGAGAAGAAAAGUAAAGGAAACAGUCUCACGUACAUAUCCAAAACGUUGCAAUCCAGACAAGAAUUCGAACCACUUGUAGGACAGUAUAUUGACAGAGCGAAAGCUGAACCCCUGCAUUUAAAAAACAAUGUUGUAAAAGAGCAUUUCAUCAAAAUAUUUGCUCUCGUCUAUCCUAUCGGUUCAUUUAAAAUCUUUUCUGAAAUUCCAUGUAAUCAAACAUUCCAGAAGUUUGUUGAAUUUAUUCGCUCUAAAAUGAAUUGUAAUUUCCUUGCAAAGAAGAUUACCACUUGGUUCAACGAGAACAAAAAGAAAGAUCAGUGUAGUUUCACUUAUCGGUUUGGGGGUAAAGAAAGUGUGGCGUUUCUCAAGAAUUUUCCAGAAAUGUGUAUGUCCGUACUACGAGAGCAUGCUUACAAAUUUGGUCUUGGAUGCAAUAGCAUGGAAGGUCGUGAGCAAAAGCAUCAAAUGAUCGCAAAGUAUGCUAAGAACACAACUUUCAAAUGUAGAUGGCCCAGAAUUUUUCGCCACGAAUAUAUUCAAUUGAUACACUUGCGUGAAAAAGGCUACGAUAAAGUUACGUACAAACUCAGAGGUACACAAUACACACCAGACGAAGACAGUGAAAGUUGCAAAAAAUGUGCAUUGAAAUUUGUAGCUAGCGAAGCAAAGUGUAAGUUAUGUGAAAGUUCAUUCAUGUCUAAAAUCUAUGAAGAUUUGAAGUUGUAAUUUUAGUUUUAGUUUUUUGUUUUGUUUUUUAGUUUUUAUUGAUUCUAAGUACAGCUUCAUUUUCAUGUUGAGUGGAUUUCUUUUGUACUUGGGGUACUUUCGCUAUUGGGCAGGAAAAGAAAAGAAAAGAAAACCCCAAAGGUUCCUUGUCUUUAAAAAAAUAUAGUUAAAACGUAUUUAAUUUCGCUGGUAUCAAAUUUUGGUAUUUAUGACUUUGUGUAUUUAACUUCACGAACUUUUUAUUUUGAAUAUUUCCGAAGGGUGAUCAAAUAUUUCAUGUCACAGUUUAUGCACUAUCUUCAAGAAGAUAAAUCGGAUAAAAAUAACCUCAGAGAGAAUUUUUUCUAAUUUUGCGAUCUUCACGUUUUUGAAAUAUUUUUGUAUAUUUAUUUUCACAAAAUAAUUCAACAAUAUCUAAUUUUGUGAAUCUUUUGCAAAAAUAUGUACCACUGAAUGAAAAAUUUAUAUGCGCAAAAUUUAAUACAUUUUAACUAUGACAAAAGACCUUUAUAUACGGUUUUUCUUGUUUUUUGUGUGAGCGAACUUUGGUCAUUUUCGCAAACGUGUUCUAUUUAUUCCUUGAUGUUAUUCAAUGUUAUUCAGAAGAGUAUUCAUUUUUAUGCAUAUGGUAUUCAAGAGUAUUUGUUGUGAUGCGGAUUUUACCUCAAAAUGUUUUAAAAAAUUGCAUCUCUUAGAAAUUUAUUCAUGUUUUUACUGUUAAAUAUUUUUUUAGUACUGAUCGUGGUUAUAUUUCAUUGCGGGAAUUUUUUUCUCGUAUAGUUUUUUUAAAUUCCUAUUGUUAUACUGUAUGAACAUAGAUGGUUGAAAACGUUUUUGGAUUAUAUUUUGUCCGUCAGUAAAGGUAAAGCAAUUUGACAGGCUAAUAAUC